Kalmanozyma brasiliensis GHG001 is the source of this 1419-nucleotide messenger RNA. RefSeq names its product Protein of unknown function DUF1688. Lineage: Eukaryota; Fungi; Basidiomycota; Ustilaginomycetes; Ustilaginales. The transcript has a single exon. The record is from RefSeq and is a predicted model, not a curated record. The coding region runs from base 1 to 1419 and encodes 472 amino acids.
AUGUCAGUCUCACCAGCAUCGACAGUCUCACCAGACGUAGCAUACCUGCGCACGCUCCCCGCCGUCCGCGAGCGAUGCUACAAAAUCUUCUCCACGGCAACAUCCACGCCUUCUGGCCUUCGAUACUUCACCUACGAUCCCACGCUUGAGGACGCUGUCGCGGACUACUGUAUCGCCAUCAUCGAACGCGAUUUUGGCACCAACUACUCGUCCAUCCCACCCCACGGGCGGUGGCGUCACUUUGACGUGGGCUCCAUUCCGCGCAUCACCACUUUACUCAGCUCCUGGGCGGGCAUCCGACGUACCCCACGCCCGGAAGUGCAUCCGAUGGCCGAACGCAUCGUCCACCGAGUCGAAGCGGCACGUCGACUGGUGGAUCUGUUCAUGGUCAGCGUCCUCCUCGAUGCGGGCGCGGGCGCAACGUGGAAGUACGAAGAAAAGAAAACCGGUCUUUCCUACGGUAGGAGCGAAGGACUCGCAGUGGCCAGUCUGGACAUGUUCAUCGAGGGUCGAUUCUGCGGUGAGCAGGAAGAAAGGGAGGUGGAUGCAAGACACAAAGUGGAUGCGGCAGGGUUGAAGAAUUUGUCGCCGGAGGUGUUGGCGAUCGAUAUGCAGGUUCAUCCGACGGAGAAUCCCAUGACGGGGCUGGAGGGGAGGGCCAAUUUGCUCGUUCGACUGGGGGAGGCGCUGGAGAGUGAUGUUCACGGGAUAUUCACGGGUCCCACCGACACUCCUGUUCCAGCGACAGAGCGCCGUCCUGGGUUCCUGGUAGACUACCUCGCCUCCCACCCCACGACAAAAACCGCCAUUGGCGUCACCGAAGUCUCCUACCCCGUCCUGUGGGAGGCACUCAUGUACGGCCUGGCCCCCAUCUGGCCUGCCUCCCGGACCCACCUGGAUGGUGUUGCUAUGGGCGACGUCUGGCCUAACCCCACACUCGCCACUUUGGCAAACAAGCCCCUUGGGAGCGCAGAAAGCAUGGUUCCCUUCCACAAGCUCUCCCAAUGGAUGUGCUACUCGCUCAUGGAGGCGAUGGAGCAGACGCUCGGAUGGCGCUUCGUCGAUGCGCAGCAUGGAACGGGUUUGCCGGAGUAUCGCAAUGGUGGGUUGUUCGUCGAUUUGGGCGUGCUGACCCCAACACAGGCGCUGUUGGAUGCAAGCACGGGGAAGGAGGGUGAACUGCCGGAGUUGCCCGCCGAGCAUCCGGCCAUUGUUGAGUGGCGCGCGAUGACCGUUGUGCUGCUCGAUCGGACGGCGGAGAGGAUCAGGGCGAAGCUGGGAGUAGGGGAGGAGGUGCUGAAUCUCAAACAGGUGCUGGAGGCGGCGACGUGGAAGGGCGGACGUGAGGUGGCCAAGGAGAAGAGACCCGACACUGGAGGUCCCCCGAUCAACGUUGUUAGCGACGGAACAGUGUUCUAA